CCGUCACCUCUUCACCUUUGCUCUCUUUUUGAAGUCAAUUACAUCUCACAAUGGGCGGUGCUGUCGAUCCUAAGAACGGCCACUUCAUCGGCAACUGGGGCGAGUUCGGUUGCCCGACCCCCCAGCGCAUCGCUACCUACGCUGUCUCGUCUAACCGCCAGCGCCCCUUCGCCGGUGCUUUCCACGCGGCCAUCUUCAACACUUUCCGUCGUUUCCGCAACCAGGUCCUUUACGUCGCCCCUCCCUUCAUCAUUGCCUACGCUGCUAUGAACUGGGCCGUCGAGCGCAACGAGUUCCUUAACUCCAAGCCCGGUCGUCUCCUCGAGAGUGGUAGUGACGAGUAA
Penicillium cinerascens is the source of this 344-nucleotide messenger RNA. Its product is annotated as ubiquinol--cytochrome-c reductase subunit 8. Gene Ontology annotation, biological process: mitochondrial electron transport, ubiquinol to cytochrome c. The coding region runs from base 51 to 344 and encodes 97 amino acids. The record is from RefSeq and is a predicted model, not a curated record. Lineage: Eukaryota; Fungi; Ascomycota; Eurotiomycetes; Eurotiales; Aspergillaceae. The transcript has 4 exons.